Nicotiana tabacum (common tobacco) is the source of this 1069-nucleotide messenger RNA. Its product is annotated as calmodulin-binding protein 25-like. Gene Ontology annotation, molecular function: calmodulin binding. NCBI's taxonomy places the organism in Eukaryota, Viridiplantae, Streptophyta, Magnoliopsida, Solanales, Solanaceae. The record is from RefSeq and is a predicted model, not a curated record. Gene Ontology annotation, biological process: response to osmotic stress. Gene Ontology annotation, cellular component: nucleus.
AACCAUUACUACCUCCUCCUUUCAUACUUGUUCAUAUCUUCUGCUUUUUUUGACUUCACUCUGCAACUCCUAACCCAGUCGAUCUACCCUAAAGAAAAUGCUUUAGAACAAGUUUUAUUACUCAAAGUUGGAAUCUUUAUAGCUUUAGCCCUACUAGUUUUAGUUAAUUUUGGAAAUUUUCUGUACUGAAAAUCUUGAAAAAUGGCCGCAUCUGAUAAUUUAAUGACUAUGGAGCCAUGGGCUUUUCGUUCAGCUUUUGCUGAUUCUUGGUUUUCCGACGUAUUUUCCAGAGAAACUGAAAGUACGUUAACCAAAUUGCUCCAAAAAUCUCUGUCCACCCAAACGCCGGAGACGGCCCCGGUUCAGACUUCGACCGGAUCAGGACGGACCGUUUCGGGCGGGUCUGAAAACGAGACAACCGGUUCGAACCGGCGGAGUAAAGUUGGGGUAAGCGGGAAGAUAUCAAAGAGGAAGUCACGUGCUUCAAGGCGCAAUACGACGACGUAUAUAACUGCUGACGUGGAUAAUUUCCGGGAUAUGGUGCAGCAGGUGACUGGUGUUCAGUUCGGCGGGAACGGGCAGCUGGCGGUCGCUCAUGUUCUGAAACCUGAACCUCAGCGUGUUGUUAACCGGCUACAACAUGGUAGCUGUUUUUUGCCAACUCUUGACACGUCAGCUUUCUUAUUGGACCACGUCACUCAACAACAGCAGAUAGUGGACCCCACUUCAGCAAUCGGGUCAGUCGCCGCCCCUACUCCGCCGUCUGAUGUGGUGGUUGACGGUGGUUCAUGUGGCUUUGAUUUUGGCUCUUUUUCUGGGUUUCCAACCCUUGAGUCUUUCAUGGAAAGCAAUGUAGUGUGAUGUACCAGGCCCUUUUUUGUAAUUUCACCCAAGGGUUUAGAUUAGGAGAAGUAAGGGAAGGGUAAAAUGGGAAACAUCUUGUUCAUAGUUUAAGCUAAUCUCCUUUUUUUUCUUUUUUGAAAUCUUUUUGAUUUAAGGAGAUGAAGGAAUUAUUUUCAUGUAUGAUGUUCCCAUCAUAAUGUCACAUCCUUCCAUUUUCAUGGUUCAA